Molecule: messenger RNA, 549 nt
Organism: Adineta steineri
Lineage: Eukaryota; Metazoa; Rotifera; Eurotatoria; Adinetida; Adinetidae
Source: the annotation of a GenBank genome assembly
AUGUUGGAACCCAACGCUGGUGAACUCUCACAAAGUCAAAAUGACUGUUGUAUUCGUAAAUUCGAUCCAUCAUCAUAUGAAUGGGAUGAAUGGAAAAUUUUAUUCGAUACGUAUCUUUCUAUGGAAGGUGUUACUGAUGAUGUUAAGAAACUGUAUUUACUUAUCCUUGCUCUUGGUGUUCAACCAUUCCCAGGACGAUCAUUACGAUCUCAGAAACAUACAGAAUAUACGUAUGACGAAAUCAUAUUAAAAUUACGUACGAAUUACACACGUGUUACAUUUGCAUCAACUGAGCGAGUUAAGUUCUUCUCUAUGAAACAGUCGUCUUCUCAAUCACUUAUGGAUUUCGCUAAUCAACUUCGAGGUAAUUCAACAACAUGUCAAUUUCCAGGUGAUUUUUAUGAAGACGCUUUGAUUAUAACUUUUGUUGGAGGAUUACUGAAUUCCACAGUUCGAAAUCAUCUCAUGCAACAGGAACUGAAAACAUUUAAAGAAACUCUUGAUAUUGCGACCACAAUUAAUUCUAUAUUGGUUCAAAGAACUAAAUAA